Molecule: messenger RNA, 3235 nt
Organism: Capsicum annuum
Lineage: Eukaryota; Viridiplantae; Streptophyta; Magnoliopsida; Solanales; Solanaceae
Product: myosin-binding protein 2
Molecular function (GO): myosin binding
Source: RefSeq, a predicted model, not a curated record
GAGAUUCGAUCUCAUAGAGUUCAAUUUCCGUGAUUAAUAUGAGCUCGAACCUCCCUUUGUAACUCCUGUACAGUUAUUAUAGUAUUAUUUUUGUAUGUAUGUGUAUAGUAAGAGGAAAACAGAAAAUGGCAGCGAACAAGUUUGCAACUAUGUUACACAAAAACACAAACAAGAUCACACUUAUUCUUAUCUAUGCUGUGUUGGAAUGGACUUUGAUAGUACUCCUUCUUGUUAACUCACUUUUUUCAUACUUGAUCAUCAAGUUUGCUGAAUAUUUUGGUCUAAAACAACCUUGUUUAUGGUGUUGUCGAGUUGAUCAUCUAUUCGAUCAUCAUCGGAAAAACAACAACAUACAUAGAGAUCUUCUUUGUGAGGCUCAUGCUAUUGAAGUUUCCAAGUUGAGUUAUUGCUCAAAGCAUCGAAAGUUAGCUGAAUCAAAGCAUAGGUGUGAGGAUUGUUUGCUUGAUAAUAAAUCCGCGUUGUUGUUUUCAUGGACGAAGGAUGUUAAGGAAAUGGCGUUGGAUAAGUGUUGUUGUUGCGAUGUGAGUUUGGAGAACAAGUUUUCAACACCUUAUAUCUUGAUCAACCCUUCUUGGGAUGAUUUGGAGUAUAGAAAGAAAGGGAAUUUGUUCAUUGAAAGCGAUGAUGAUCGUUUAGAAAAAGGCGAUGAUGAUGAUCACUUGGAUCAGAAGAGAUCAGAUGAACAUCAGUUCCUUUCUGAUUGUGAUCUUGAAAAGAUGGAAGAAAAAGUACAUGUAGUUCUUGAAGGAGUGACAGAAUACAUCGAAGAGAAGUACAAACAAAAGAUGAUGAAAAGUCAAGCUACUUGUGAGGCUGAGGCUCCUCAGCAUCUCGAAUUCUUCAUCGAUUGCAGUGGUCAUACGUUGGUUCCUAUCGAUUCGACAAAUGAGAGCGAUGAAAAUGAAGUUGUUGAAUGUAUGAAGAUUGUACAAGAUGAGAAUGAUUUAGUUUUCUACGGCGAAGAAUGUCAUUCGGAGAGAGAAGUUUACGGACAAUCUGCUAACAAAGAACAUGUCCAAGAAGCAUCUAGAUAUCAUCAAGUUCAAAUUCUUGCUGCCAGAGAGAGGGAAGAAGAAGAAGACGAAGACGGAGAAGAAGAAGAGAAAGAGGAAAAUUCAGAUGUUCCACCAGAAGAAUUUCGCCAAAUGAUAAAUGAUGAAACCGAUGGGGAAGUGUCAAUCGGGACUGAGAUUCCUGAUUUGGAUCAAGCAGAUGAGGUUCAAUGUCAUGAAACACCAACUUCAUAUAUACUUCCUACUGGCGAAGAUCAAGAAACAGAAGUAGAAUUGAAGACAUUAUCGGUUGAUCUGAGUGGACAUGUUGUGAUGAACAACCAGUCGUUGAUAUGUUCCGACUUGGAUGAGAAUGAAGAAGAUAAAGUCCCUGAUACGCCGACUUCUCAAGAUGGAAUUGUUGUUAGCGAUUUAGAAAGCGGAGAUACAGCUUCAACGAUUGAACAUCUGAAAUCAGCACUUAGAGCUGAAAGGAAGGCUUUACAUUCUUUGUACACGGAGUUGGAAGAAGAGAGAAGCGCUUCCGCUGUGGCUACAAGUCAGACGAUGGCUAUGAUCAAUAGGCUUCAAGAAGAGAAAGCGGCGAUGCAGAUGGAAGCAUUGCAGUAUCAAAGAAUGAUGGAAGAACAAUCGGAGUACGAUCAAGAAGCUUUGCAGCUAAUGAACGAGCUCAUGGUUAAGCGAGAGAAGGAAAAGCAAGAGAUAGAGAAAGAAUUGGAAGCGUAUAGAAAGAGAUUAUUGGAUUACGAGGCGAAGGAGAAGAUGAUGAGAAUGUUGAAGAGAAGUAAAGACAGUAGCACGAGAAGUGUAUUCUCCUCGGCCUCUUGCAGCAAUGCUGAGGACAGCGAUGAACUUUCUAUCGAUCUGAAUCAAGAAACAAAGGAAGACGAUAGCUUUUACUAUCACCAAGAAGGCUUGAAUAAUACUACACCUGUCGAUGCAGUUAUGAAUUUGGAGGAAUCAUUGGCUGAUUUCGAGGAAGAGAGAAUGGCGAUUCUUGAGCAGCUAAAGCUUUUAGAAGAAAAGCUUAUCACCUUGGACGAUGAAGAUGCAAAACAUCUCGAGGAUGUUAGGCCGAUGGAAGAUUCAUAUCAAGAUAAUGACAAUCAUAUAGACGAAGAUUCUCAUUUCCACGGAGAAAUGAAUGGACAUGCCAACGGGUUCUAUCAAAUGAAUGGAAAACAUCAUCCCGAGAGAAGAAUAGUGAACAUAAAGGGAAAGAGACUUCUUCCACUGUUUGAUGCAACGAGCGAUGAAAAUGAAGAUGGGUACCAUUCCAAUGGGGUUCAUGACUCAUAUAUAAGAAACUUCGAUAUGGAAGAAGAGUUGGAUCAUCUCCACGAAAGGCUACAAGCGCUCGAGGCAGAUAGAGAGUUCCUAAAGAACUGCGUUAGCUCAUUGAAGAAAGGCGAUAAAGGGAUGGAUCUUCUACAAGAAAUCCUACAGCAUCUUCGUGAUCUAAGGAACGUUGAGCUUCGUGCAAGAAGCUUGAGUGAUAGUGUCAUAGUAUAGUCAACUUCUUGAUGCAUUAUCAUGCCAAACAAAGAUACAUGACCGCGAUCUCGGAGUACAUUGGCAGCUAUUUUACUGUAAAAGGGAACUCAAUGAGACAAGUUGAUCAAAAAAGAUCAGCAAAAGAAAUGGUCUAUGCAUUUUGGUUCUAAUAUUAGCUGACAAAAGUUUAUGAUAUGUGCUAAACUUUUGUCUCAAGCAUACAUAGUCAUAUUUUCAAAAGUUAAUCCAACAAAAUUUUUGUGGGGUUGGGUCAAAUAUCUCCACCUUUUUUGGGCAAAAAGGUGAGAUGUUGAAUGUAUGUGCUUGUAGUUUAGUUAUAGGGCGAAGAAUGUCUCGUAAAGUUGUUGUCACGUGAUCAGGAGGUCACGUGUUCAAGCCGUGGAAAGAUCUCUGGCAGAAAUGCAGGGUAAGGCUAUGUACCUCGGGCCCUGCGGAUAGCGGGAACUUUACGGUGUACUGCCCUUCUGUUUUUAUAGUUGUGACAACUAGGAGUAGAGAAAGAAGAAUUAUUUUUGAAUUUUUAAGGGGUAAGUAACUUCCUUUUUUCUUUUAUCUUUCAUCUUUUGCACCAUUUCAUUAUAUGAAGUUUGUUUAUUAUUUUGGUAAGGCAUAGUACUUGUCUUAGUUGUAUACAAGAUGUAUCCAUUUGUAAAGUAUAUAUGAAGUGAAGUGUUUUGUUUGUUUCA